Molecule: messenger RNA, 669 nt
Organism: Acaulospora colombiana
Lineage: Eukaryota; Fungi; Glomeromycota; Glomeromycetes; Diversisporales; Acaulosporaceae
Source: the annotation of a GenBank genome assembly
AUGGCGACGGUUAUACCAGAGCAGCCUCUUUUGGACUCUUCAACUCCAACUGCAAGAAUAGGAUCGUCGACUUCGACCACAGUCCAAAACCAAGCAUUGCGACCUCAUUUAAAUAUUCCAGUCAGGGAAGACCAUGGACUAUAUAAUUUUUUCCGGAAAAUUCCAGACGAAGACUCUGUCAAAGGGUACAAAUAUGUAACCUAUGAACAUAUGAACGAAAGAGACCAUGGGCUCAGUCGGUCUUGGACUACAGCAGAGUUGAGAAGAAAAUCUUUCAGAGACUUGCACAUCAUAUGGUACUUGUGCAGAAAAGAAAUAAAUCUUCUUGCAACUCAGAAAGCAGAACUUCGAAGGUUGCACCGUCUUGCGCACGUUUCGUCUACUCCCAUCUCUUUACGGGCUCGCAUGUUUGUAUUAAACGAACGAAGAUUGGCAUUACUAAACGCUACUGCCCAAGUUCAAUGGAUCUAUCGACCAGGUUAUAAGGACCCUGCCAAGAAACCGAAGACAAAACUCGAACGUGGUGCCAAGAUGAAAAUUAGCGAAGAAGACGAAACUCAGGCUUCUGCACCCCGAGUUGAGAAAACGACCCAUGAUGAUGUUGAGAUGGGCACCACGGAGAGGUUUAGCCAACCCAAUACGGCCGGAAUUCCACAGGUUCGACUGUGA